AUGAUGGUCCUGAGAGCCUGCGAAUUCUUCAGAGAGGGCUUAGUGUGCGCACUCGAGCCCGACUGCAAUUCUCGGCAUCCUCAAUGAGACAGAAGUUGCCUUACUUUCCUUUGAGCCUUGGUUUACUUUUGACUGUCGACAACUAGCUAUUUACUCUUGUAUGGACGCAGUGUAUCUAACAAUAUCCUGGAUCAUACUACCUGUCUUCUUGCUGUUCCCAAAACCCCGAUGCAGGUACCGCUUCACUGCUUCCUCCUCUGGAAUGAAAUCCGCUCGGAUGUCGAGGUCUUUCUCGGCCUCUACCAAAGAUCGAACGCCUUCGCCGAGCUCCAGGCGCAUUUGAUUUCGAUACCACGGCGCAAAAUGAACUUGACUCGUCAGCACAAUGUCGCACUGGUCAGGACGCGAGCUUACUCAUUGCCAACAUGAUGCGGAAUUCCGGGGUCAAGUUCGGCAUUCCAGCGUGCCACAGCCUGAGAUCACGGAUUAUGAGUGAUCCCUUUGAAAUCGUGGGUUGCAUGGGAGCCAAAACUGCACGUCGCCUCUCCAGCAAAGCCUCUUUAAUCCUGCCACUUGCACGUUCCCCAUGAGCGCCUUCCUGGUCGUCAACGCUGGUCGUGUUGUGUGUUCCCAACCAUAGCUCUGUUGACCCGUUGUUCGGAUUCAUGUCCACAAGUCCGACAUUGACAACCAACGCAAAAGGAUGUGAAGGAUGUCUGAAGUCCGAGUCUGCAUGAACCGGCUGCCUUUGGGGUACGUCGUCUUCGGUUGCCGGCAUCGCGGUGUUUCCCGACAUAAAGGUCAAUUUCGGCCGUGGACCCAAAACCGAAGAGGUAACCUGGGUCGCAAGGGAAUCUGUCCAUCGUUAACGGGCGUAUAACCCCAUGAAAGCAUCGACUUACUGAGAAAUAUGGUCGGCUCGAAGUGGGCUCUAACAGGAGGUGCGUCUUGUUGAAGGUUGCCCUUGGUGUAGUUGAACGGACUGCUGUCUCCUGCGUUGCGAAGUGUGACGGCAUCUUCUUUCAUCUUGGCGUUCAAUUUGUCGAGCACAUCGUGAUUGAUGGCAUCCUUGAUCACGACCAGACCGUCCUGGAGGACACUUCUUACAGCAAGUUCUAGGUUUCGCUCGCUAAGUCGGCCGGCUUCUACCUCAGCUUUGCUUGGUGAAACAACCACCGGAACUCUGUUUGUGACUUCGAGCUUUGCGGUAGUCAUUGAUCUAAGCAUAACCUUGGCCACCACAGAUUGACGGAUGGACGAUCUCAACAUACUCAUUCACUAUCAGCAUCAGUAUCAACUUCUCCUGAAAGAUCUCGCUGCAGCCACUUCAGCCCUGGUCUUAUACCUGUGUCCCCCUCCCCGGUUCACAAAUUCCCACCUUUGCCGAGACUCGGGAUAAGCUUCCCAGGGAGGCGAUGGUUGCCGAAUGACUUCGGGAAUGAACCCCAUCAGCCCUUCUUUUUCGGGUUAGCCUUCUUGACAUCAAGCCACAAACCUGGAGGACCCUCCAUACCUCGAUCGCGUGGUAAGGACACCACAGCUAUCGCCUUCGGCUUUGCGAUGCCUACUUGAGUAUAUCUGGCGGCAAUGUCUAGCACGAGAGCCAACACGGUAGCAUGGAGACCUAACCUUGACCUCCCCAUGGAACCAGAAAUCUCCACGUCCAGAUGCCCCGUCGCCCGUAUAUAAUCACGCCUACAAAGACCUCGUCAAGCAUUCUAGGACCGGGUUUCAGUUAUCAAUGCCCUAUUCUUGAACUCUGCAUUGUGGCCAUUUUCAACAUGCAAUUUGAUCCCAGCCUUCCAAAAAGCAGCACAUCAUCGCCCGCAUCAUUCGCCUACAAAUCUGUGCGAGAACGAUGGCCAACAAUUGUCACGAAUGCCAUUAAAGAUGUCCAACGUCAAAUUGACCAAUAUGAACGCAGCAAUCCGAAGAUUGUAAGACAGGGCAUGCAAAUUGUUGCGGAGCUGGAAUGUCUAAAGCAAGAAAUGCAUCAAAACUGCACGCUUUCUCCAUUGCCGGAUGAAGAAGGAGAGCUUCGUGGUGAUGUCGCCAUCUACAAUCAGGAGCUCCAAGACCGAGGGGCGCAAAGUGCAACUGUGGGGGUACGAUGGCAUGAAGUUGAGUGGCUAUUCAGCGAGUGCUAUCUCUAUCGACGACUCUUCGGAUCGUUCUCGCGUAGGACAUUGUGGGAAACGUAUGAUGUUUUUCAAGAGCAAAAGAGGGACGCAUUCAAACAGUCCAAGAAUGCUGUCCUGGAAAUGGCGGCGUACUAUGUCAAUGUGACCGAAAAUAUCGGAUGCGACAGCGGGACUGUGUUAUCCCCUGAAGCAGUCGAGAGGAACAGGGCCGUUUUCUCGGACAUGAUGCAACAGUGCCUUUGGGGCAACGCGACGGACCUCAGCCUUCUCACCACGCUCACCUACGAGAACAUUCAGCAGCUCCAGGGCAGUGAGGUAUUCAAGCGUCGACGCGACAAAGUUUUGGUGAAUGACCUAGACCGAGCCUUCGAUCUCCUCUGGCAGGCAAGGAAUCAGGGCGAAGAGCAUCGGACGGUGGACUUUGUGUUGGACAAUGCUGGAUUCGAGCUCUUUGUGGAUGUUGUGGUGAUAUGCUAUCUCCUGAAGAGCGGGCUUGCGACAAACGUGAAGAUGCAUGCGAAAAAAAUCCCGUGGUUCGUCAGCGACGCCACUCCGACAGACAUCGAGCAACUGUUCGACAUCAUUCAACGGCCUCUAGACUUCUUCAAAGACUCAAAUGACAGUGGGUCAGGGGAUUUUGCCAAGAUGUAUGAUGAGCAGCCGCAACAUUUGGAAGUCCUUCAUGGCGACCUCCGUACUUUUCGAGCUGAAGGACGGUUGGCGUAUCAGACUAGCAACUUCUGGACUCAAGCUGGGAGCUUCUGGCGACUUCCCAUAUCCAAUACCGGUCUUUUUGCCGAACUGAGAAGCUCACUCCUCGUUGUUCUCAAAGGCGACCUCAACUAUAGAAAGCUCGUUGGCGAUGCUUGUUGGGACCCGACCACACCGUUUCAAGAGGCUUUGGGCCCUCUCGGAAAAUCUUCCAAGCUCAACAUUCUCUCCUUGCGCACUUGUAAAGCGGAUGUGGUUGUCGGGCUCCCUCCGGGUAAAGACGAAGAACUCCGCUCGUUGCCAGAAGGCGGCGGCGAGUCUGGUUCAAGGGCAUGGGCUUUGGACGCGUCGCGUGCUGUUAUGCAGUUCUCCAAAGGCCGAUAGAUUACCGUAAUGUCCUGCUUCAUGCGUGGAUCGAAUAAAGGGAGGAAACUACGCUCCGACAAGGAAUUGUCAAGGAUCUCAAUCUCUAAUCUAAU
Exophiala oligosperma is the source of this 3331-nucleotide messenger RNA. RefSeq lists its product as uncharacterized. Gene Ontology annotation, cellular component: nucleus; cytoplasm. Gene Ontology annotation, biological process: DNA damage response. Gene Ontology annotation, molecular function: phosphatase activity. The record is from RefSeq and is a predicted model, not a curated record. The coding region runs from base 1668 to 3236 and encodes 522 amino acids. The transcript has 3 exons. NCBI's taxonomy places the organism in Eukaryota, Fungi, Ascomycota, Eurotiomycetes, Chaetothyriales, Herpotrichiellaceae.